AAAGAGGCAAAAAAAAAAUUGAUUUUGGUGGUGCGGGUAAACUUUAAAAAAGUUUGCAAAAUUGUAUUUAUCUAAUCAAGAUCUGACAGCCAAAACAUCAAAUCAAAGGCAAAAUACAUCAACCAGAUCAAUCUGUAUCAUCUAUCUACAUGAACGGGACUGAUAAGUUGAAGAGGUUCCUCUUCGAGUUACCUUCUCAAUCAAAUUUCAAGUUUGGUAAAGAUGUUAGACAACAAAUACGGAAGGCGUUGUUUUUAGCAGUAUCUAAUGAAGGCGAAUAUCUAAAUUGGUUAUUUCCUAAUGCUUUCCCUAAUAAUAGGGAUUAUAACGUUGAUUCAAUGAUAGAUAAAGUCGAAAAUGAAUACGAAUGGCUCUUUGCCAAUUAUUAUAAAGUCAAUCUUAAAAGAAGAGAUCCAAAAUAUGAUACUCAUAAUCAUCAUGCUUUCCAUGCUAAUCUGCCUUGUGCAAGAAUAUUCAGAAAGGGAGAACCAAUCUAUAGAUGUUUGACAUGUGGGUUCGAUGAUACUUGUGCGUUAUGUUCACAUUGUUAUCAACCAGAAUAUCAUCAGGGUCAUAAAGUUCAUAUCACAAUAUGUCAACGUGAAAAUGGUGGGGUUUGUGAUUGUGGUGAUCCAGAAGCUUGGGUUAAAGAUUAUUUUUGUCCUUAUGCUGUUAAAGAUGAUGAAAGUUUGAAUACUAGAAAUACUAAAAUGCCAUCUGAUUUAGAAGAUUCCUUCUUAAGAACUAUUCAAAUCUUAUUAGAUUAUGUUAUUGAUGUUAUGAGUCAAUCUGAUGCUCAAUUUGAAGAUCCUGAUGAAGCUUCUCAAGCACAAGUUGAAUUGAAAAAGAUAACUGGAUCGUUGAAUCCUAAUAAAUAUGGAUUAGAAAACAUUGAUGAUAUUAAUAAUGAAAAAUAUUAUUUGAUGGUUUAUAAUGAUCAAAUAAGACAAUAUCGUGAUGCAGUUCAAAGAAUUCAUUUAGCAAGUAGAAAAGUGAAAAAUUUUGCUGUAAUGGUUACUGAAAAAGUUCAAAAUUAUGGUAUGGCAAAAGUAAUAAGUUCUAAUGAUAUUGAUUUACUUUUAGAAAGACAAAAGAUACUUAGUGCUACUGGUUUAGCAUCAUGUAUAAGAAGUCAUAGAGAUGUCUUUAGAGAAGAUAUGUGUGAUGAAAUCUUGAAUUGGAUAUAUACCUUGACAGAAAGUGAAAUGUUCAAAACUAAUAAUUCAGCUAAAAACUUAUUCUGCAGUGCCUUUUGUGGAAAAUGGAAUAGUGGACUUCUUGUCGCUAGUAGUAGAGAAUAUCAUUAUAAAGUUGGUUCCUUAGAUCCAACUUCAAAAAUACCCAAAAUCAAUUGUAAUAAGAAAGCUCUGUCCCAUUGGUUCUUCCAUCCUUCGAAAUGGAAUCUUCCUGAUGAUAUAUGUCAAGAAUGUGAUUAUAAUUUAACUGAAGAUGAUUAUGAUAUAAGUAAGAGUCAUCUUGGAUCAAGAUUACAAUAUUUAAUUUAUUUGGAUGUUAGAUUUUGGAAAUCCAUUCGUAUUUUGUUACAUGAUUUAUAUUCUACUUCAUUGAUUACAAAUUUAUGUUAUAAGAAUAUCAUCUCGUGUCAGUAUGUCGAUAUUUAUCCAACCAUAGCAGAUAUGUUUCUCACCAUGGAUAGAGAACCAGAAUUGAAUAUAAUGUGUACUCUUUCAACCCAAUUAUUUACCUGUCCAUCCAACUCCACUUCAAUUGUUCAACAUGGUGAUGUGUCACGUAUUUUUGCAUCUAUCUAUGGAUUCUUAACUGUUGAAGAAAUCAGAUCACCAGAAGAAAUAGAAAUCACUCAUGAAAUUUCAAUGAAAAGUUUAAAGAAUAGAAGAUGGGGACAAAUUUUCUUUGAUAUUGGAUAUAUCUUAAGUAGAAGUCGUGAUUCUAAGUCAAUCUUAACUAAUAAUAUCAUCCCUAUGGCUUGUGACAUUUUAGCUUUAUUCCAAGGUAGACCAGUAAUGAAGAGAGAAAAGAAGAAUCACGUUGAAUAUGAAAGCCCUGAUUAUACUGCUUUUUUCCAUGCUAUUCUGGUUAUUUAUCAAUUCGGUGAAUAUAUCGCUCAUUGUCUUUGCAAUUUAACCGAUGAUGAUUUAAGAAAAUCUUUAUCGAAAAAUGCCAUUAAUUACGUGAUUGGGUUUUUAUUGAGAUUGGAAAAGAAUGAUUAUCCAGGUCUUAUUGAUGAUUCAGUCGAUGUGAAUCUCUCUAAUGAAAAGGGAAUCUCCAAAGAACCAAUCGGUGGUAAUAUCAUUCAACAUUUCAGAAUCGAUGAAGAAAAAGUAAGUUUCUUACAUCCAAUUCAUUCCUUUUUAAGUUGGUUAAUUGAAUUAUCAGAAUUUAAAUCACCUUCAGAAUUGGCUGAAGUAUUGGAAUCAUCAAAGAAUACAGCAUGUUCAAAUCAAAGAAUGGAUCUUGCUAACCCUUUAACAUCUAUCUUUGAUUAUCCUAUCAGAACCAUUGUUUUAAUGUCACAGAUAAAGUCAGGAUUUUGGGUUAGAAAUGGGUUUAGUGUUAGAUCUCAAUUGCAAUUAUAUCGUAGCACUGGUCUUCGUGAAAGUGGAUACAUGAGAGAUUUAUUUUUAACUCAAGUAUUUAUUAAUUCUAAUAGUCCAAACUUGGUCUGCUUUUUAUUGUUCAGUCGUUGGUUAUUGAUGGAUGGUUGGAUUAAUGAUGCAUCUGACCAAGAGGAGUUAAUCUAUGAUCUGAAAACUCUUCCUUAUAUGUUAGAGGAAUGUAUGAAUUUCUUCAUUCACACCUUGACAGAAGACUUAUACCUUCGAGGCUUGAAAGAUGAAGUGGUUAAUAGAAUCAGAAUAAAAACUGAAAUCAUUCAUAACUUAUGUUUUGGUGCAAUGAAUUACACCAAGAUGUGUUCACAAAUCCCUGAUCAUAUCACAUCUGAGAAAAGAUUCGAUAUCAUUCUCACAGAAAUGACAAAUUUUGUUCCUCCAAAGGGUGCUAGUGACAUUGGAGUCUAUCACUUAAAGGAAGAAUAUCUCGAUGAGAUCAAUCCUUAUUAUUUCAAUUAUACUACCAAUAUUAAAGAUGAUGCUAUUAAAUUCGUUAAAGAAAGAACUAGAAAGAGAAUUAGAAAACCGAUUUCCGAAAUUGUUAUUGAACCAAAAUUAAGGGAUCCUGAAGAGUUAGGUAAUUUCAAAUAUAUUGGUAAUUUCUCAGCAUCAACAUAUUUCUCUGAUUUCUUAAUCAAGACACUCAUGUACAUCAGAAAGGAAGGUACGGAAGCUGAAAGUUUAUUAGAAACCGCCCUUCAUUUAAUUCACAUAUGUGCUUUUGAAAAUACAAUUGAUAUGGCUCAAUACGGUUCAUUUUACGAUAGGUUUGUGAAUGUUUCUGAUAAUCAUCAUACUUCAAUUGCAGUAUUGCUUUAUGAAUUUUUAUGUAAUGAAGAGUUCAAGAAUCAUCAUUCGAAAAUUCGUUAUAUUUUGAAAGUGUUCGAAGAUAAGUAUCAUACACUUAAUAAAAUAUUGGGUGAACAAGUUACAUCAUUCGAUCAGUUUAAAGUCGAUUUAUGUACGAAUGAAGUAGGAGAUGAAAAUGAAUAUGAAAAGAAGAAACGUAUUGCGCAUGAGAGACAAGCGAAAUUAUUGGCCAAGUUCAAAAAGCGCCAGUCUAAUUUCUUGAAGAAAAACAAUUUUGAAACGGUCGAUGGAAGUGAUAUAGAAAUGGAAGAUUAUGAUGAAGAAUUUGGGUGGAGAUUUCCCGAGCCACAUUGUUUACUUUGUCAAAAUGCUGCUGAAGAAAGUCCGUUUGGAAUAAUGACUUAUGUUACAAAGUCUUCAGAGUUCAGAACAGUACCGUUCGAUGACAAAUAUUGGUUUGUUAAAUCCUUUUCAGAUGGUGCCAAUUUAGACAAGUACGAAGAUGCCAACACUGAAGCCAAGUCUGAUAAAUGGAAGUCAUACAUGCAUAAAGUAAAAGAAAGCAAUGUUAUUGGCCCUGGAUUUUCAAAUCAAGACCAUGUUGAUAGUAAGUUGGUAUCUGUUAGUUGUGGUCAUGGUAUGCAUUUUCUGUGUUACAUGAAUUUUAUAAAUUCAAGAAGUAAUCAAAUACAGAUCACUAGAAACACACCGGAAAAUAUAGAACACAAAGAGUUUAUUUGUCCUUUAUGUAAAGCUAUAAAUAAUCUGUUUGUUCCUAUCCUUUGGACUUCCAAUAACAGAAGUCUUGGAAAGUUUUUGACUCCUUCAUCAGGUAAUGUUUUCGAAAACUUGUCCCCAAAAUUUUUACACGAUAAAGAGUGGUAUGAAGGCUUUACAAAGUCUUGCAAGAGUGAUGUUGAAAAGCUAUCUAUUUUACUGCCGAUAGAAAAAGAAGCUAUAUUUCUGGAUUCAGAAAGUGAUAGUCUAAGACAACAAAAUUUCAAAUCUUCAUUAAGAAAGAUGUUUCAGAUAUUAUCUUGUUUAACAUUUCCUCAACUAUUUAAACCGGAUGGUACAUUUAUAUUAGCAAACACAAUUAAAUCCCUUGAAAUAUCUUUAAGAGGAAUCUGUUCAAAGGACCAACUUCUUAUUUCUCAACUUUCUAAUAAAUCGUUGAUUAACUUAAGAAGUUUAAGUGAGUUCCGUAAUUCUAGUGUGUUAAUGAAAAUGAACAACUGGUUACAAGCUCCUAACCCUGGCAAUGAGGUUUACUCAAAGAGUCUUGCCGUACUACUUUCAUUGUCGGGACCCAUGAUGAAUACAUCUAUUAUGGAAUCUGAUUUCUUGGAAACUUUAGUGAGUACGCUUCCAAUACCAUCAGCUGGAUUUUCUUUCAAUGCAAUUUUGAAUACUUGUUUGAUUGGACACAUUAUUCAAUCAUUAAAUAUUAUAGUGAAGGAAUUAGUAAACCAUGAUCAGUAUAGGAGUUCCGAAUUUUCCAUUUUAGAUAUUCCUGUUAUCGAAGGAAUUGACUCGAAAACUAUCAAGGCGGUUAAGACCAUAUUCAAGAAAUUAAAAUUGGUUCAUGAUAAUGCCGGUGAUGAAGAUCAAUUUCAAAAUGAUGAGAUAUUUGCUCAAGUAUUCUAUUCGAUGCUUGUGAAAACAACAACUCCGUUUUUGAGAAGAGCUGCAAUCUAUUCAUUUGUUCAAUGUGCAAACUAUGAAAAUGUACAAAUUUCAUAUCCCGAUGUGUUUUUAGAAGCUGACAGAUUAAGUAUGUUUUUAAAUGUGAAACUCAUUUCUGAAUAUUUGAAUCUUUUCGUUUCACAAGAGAAAUGCUAUGAAAGCUCAAUCUUCAAUAAUUUCGUAUCAUAUCUUAAAAUAUCCACAAGAUCUAGCCCUGAUCAAUUCACCAUCAAAGAACUUGAAUAUCCAGGAAUAGUCAAAUUGACAGAACUUCCAGAUCGUCUUGAUUUCUUUUUUACAAAGUAUUAUUAUCUGGACAAAUACAAUAAUCCACAUAUGUCCAUAGAAGAUCCUGCUAUUUGUUUGUUCUGUGGUGAAGUAGUUGACAUUCAGAAGUCAGCUAUUGGUUGCAACGAGGGUCAAUGUACAACACAUUACUUGAAGGAAUGUGCUAACGAUGUUGGUAUAUUUUUACUUCCGAAGGAUCGUGGCCUUCUUUUAUUACAUAAAAAUGGAGGCUCUUUCUAUAAUGCUCCAUUCUUGGAUCAACAUGGUGAAUUACCAGGAGAAUCAAAGAAGCCCAAAACUCUAUAUUUAAUGAAAGCAAGGUAUGACGACUUUAUGAGAAACGUAUGGUUACAACACAAUGUCCCUAAUAUUAUUGUGAGAAAUCUCGAAAGUGUUAUGGAUAUGGGAGGUUGGGAUACCUUAUAAUUACAGUUUAUAGAACUUUAAAUACAUGCAAAUUUAUUUCCGUUAUAUAUACAUAUUUACCAUAAGAAAUUAUUUAUAUCUUCAGGUAACGUUUCUUCAUCGAAUUCAUCGCUACUUUCAUCCAUGCCUUCCAUAUCUUCAUCCAUGCGAUCAUCUUCUUCCACAAAGACGUUCAUUACGUUGCCUUCGGAUCUUGAACUAAAAAUAUUCCUUGUUACAAACGAACGAAGACCUUGAUUCAAC
Molecule: messenger RNA, 6047 nt
Organism: Scheffersomyces coipomensis
Lineage: Eukaryota; Fungi; Ascomycota; Pichiomycetes; Serinales; Debaryomycetaceae
Product: putative ubiquitin-protein ligase
Exons: 1
Coding region: 150-5804 (1884 amino acids)
Biological process (GO): ubiquitin-dependent protein catabolic process via the N-end rule pathway
Molecular function (GO): ubiquitin protein ligase activity; zinc ion binding
Source: RefSeq, a predicted model, not a curated record